AAAAGGGGAGACAUCUGAAGCCUGAAGCUGAGCAAGAAUGGCUGGGCUGUACGAGAAGCCGUCGGAGACGUACGCCAAGAAGCGUCCUCGGUACCCCAAGGAGUGGUUCUCCAUGCUGGCCGGCCUCACUGCCGGCCACCAGCGAGCUUGGGACGCGGGCUGCGGCAGCGGCCAGGCCGCCAUCAGCAUGGCGGAGCACUAUGAGAGCGUGGUGGCGACAGACGUGAGCGAGGGCCAGCUCCGGAACGCCAUCGCGCACCCCCGGGUGCGGUACGCCCACACCCCGGAGCACCUCUCGGAGGAGGAGCUCGUGGCCCUGGUCGGCGGCGAGGGCUCCCUGGACCUGAUCGUGGUGGCCACCUCCAUCCACUGGUUCGACAUCCCGCUCUUCUACGGCGUGGUGAACCGCGCCCUGAAGAAGCCCGGCGGCGUGCUCGCCGUGUGGGGCUACAACUACGAGAUCCACCCGUUCGAGGACGCGCUGCACGGGCAGCUCUACGCGGCCCUGCGGCCGUACCAGGACCCCCGGACCAGGCUCGCCAUGGAGCGGUACCGGACCCUGCCGUUCCCGUUCGAGCCCGUCGGGGUGGGCGCCGAGGGCGCGCCCGCCGACGUGGACAUGGAGGCGGAGAUGACGCUGGAGGACCUGGCCGGGUUCGUGAUGACCGGGUCGGUGGUGACCACGGCGAGGGAGAAGGGCGCCGGCGCGGAGAUGGAGGCGGUGGUGAGGGACGUGAUGAAGCGGGUGGAGGGGGAGUGGGGGGACGCGCCCACCGUGCCCAGGAAGCUCGCGUUCAAGGCGUUCAUGCUCGCCGGGAGGCCCAAGUGCUGAACUGAAACUGGUUGCUGAACUGCUGAUUGGUGAUCGCUGGUCAGUGCCUUUUCGUUUGUUCAUGGUCAGGAUUCAGGAAUAAGCGUUGCUUGUCAGCCAGAGUGAGACUGAGACUGAAAUUUCAGCUAGCCAGUCACUUGAGUAUGUGUCUCGAUCUGUAUUUUUGUUCUCUUCUGUCGAAUAAAGUCCGAGCAGAUGCUAGUAUGCUACGGCUAAUUACUUUGGGGAUUAUCAAUCCAUUUGUUGAAUUCGACAUGAA
Panicum hallii is the source of this 1091-nucleotide messenger RNA. Its product is annotated as putative methyltransferase DDB_G0268948. The transcript is spliced from 2 exons. The record is from RefSeq and is a predicted model, not a curated record. Bases 38 to 832 code for a protein of 264 amino acids. NCBI's taxonomy places the organism in Eukaryota, Viridiplantae, Streptophyta, Magnoliopsida, Poales, Poaceae.